This is a messenger RNA of Stegastes partitus (bicolor damselfish), 3023 nucleotides long. It is a transcript of the gene eogt, whose product is annotated as EGF domain-specific O-linked N-acetylglucosamine (GlcNAc) transferase. Gene Ontology annotation, molecular function: protein O-acetylglucosaminyltransferase activity. Bases 119 to 1699 code for a protein of 526 amino acids. Gene Ontology annotation, cellular component: endoplasmic reticulum lumen. The record is from RefSeq and is a predicted model, not a curated record. The transcript has 16 exons. NCBI's taxonomy places the organism in Eukaryota, Metazoa, Chordata, Actinopteri, Pomacentridae.
UUUCCGGUGUUAUGGCGACCACCGGCAACAUCUUCUCCUCAGUCUGGGAAAAGCAGCCUGUGCAUUCAGAGUGCUGUGAAGAGAGGCGACUGUUUCACAUCUCUGUGUAAUUCUGACUAUGCUGCUCUUGGUAGCACUUGGCAUAGUUUUCUCCCCUUUUGUGGUCACCAUUGAGAAGCCUGAGAACACCAACCACAAACCACCACCAGCACCGCUGCUCAACUACAGCAGGAUCUCCCUGCCGCCAGAACACGUACCCUGCUUCCUCUCCAACAACAAGAGGGUCGCCAAGCAAUGCCGUCUGGACCCACUCUGCCCUUUUAAAGAUGCUCUGCAGGAUCUGUCCGUCUGUUGGGGUUAUGAGAAGAACUGUGAUCCAAGGAAACGCUUUAGCUACCCUGUCUGUACCAAAGCUGACUCGGGAUGGGCUCGUUCACUGGAUGCAGCCCAGGAGCUUUUCUGGAAGCAGGCUGAUUUUGGCUAUGUCAAAGAGCGACUCUCUGAGCUCAAAACACUCUGCAAGGCCAGCAAGCCGGGAGAUUCAACAUUAAGGUGCAGUAGUCACACUAGAUUUUGUAAAGCAACAAAUCUUUACCUGGACUUGCGGAAACCACGCAGAAGUCACGAGAGGUACAAAGAGGACUUCAUUCAGGAGGGUGAGAUUGGAGGACAUUGUCGACUGAACAAGCGAGCACUUGCUGCUGAGGGAGAACACAAGAGCCCAUUGCAGUCUUGGUAUGCUGAGCUACAGACAUACAAGGAGCUGGACUUCGAUCCUAUAGAAGAUGGACACUGUGAUAUCGUAAUUGAAAAACCCACUGUUUUCAUGAAACUAGAUGCUGGGGUGAACAUGUACCACCAUUUCUGUGACUUUGUCAACCUCUAUAUCUCCCAGCACAUAAACAACUCCUUCAGUUCUGAUAUAAACAUCAUCAUGUGGGACACGAGUUUUUAUGGUUAUGGAGAUCUGUUCAGUGAAACAUGGAGGGCCUUCUCAGAGCAUGACAUCAUCCAUCUGAAGACAUAUGACUCGAAAAGAGUGUGUUUCAAAGAUGCCUUCUUCUCCCUUCUCCCAAGAAUGAGAUAUGGCCUUUUUUACAACACACCUCUUAUCUCUGAUUGCUACAGUGAAGGUAUGUUUAGGGCGUUCUCCCAGCAUGUCCUCCAUCGGCUGAACAUCCUACAAGAUGGGCCAAAGGAGGGGCGUGUUCGUGUCACCCUGCUGGCACGCAGCACAGAAUACAGAAGGAUACUAAACCAAGUGGAGCUGGUGAAUGCCCUCAAGACUGUGUCUUUACUGGAGGUCAGUCUGGUGGACUACAAAUACAAGGAUGUUCCCUUCCUGGAGCAGCUAAAGAUCACCCACAACUCUGACAUAUUUAUAGGGAUGCACGGGGCUGGUCUCACACACCUCCUCUUUCUCCCCGACUGGGCUGUCAUAUUUGAGCUAUAUAACUGUCAGGAUGAGAGCUGCUAUCGAGAUUUGGCUCGGCUGCGGGGCAUUCGAUACGUGACUUGGCAGAAAAUGGACAAAGUGCUCCCACAGGACAAGGGUCACCAUCCCACCCUUGGAGACCAUCCCAAGUUUACCAACUACUCCUUUGAUGUGAAGGAGUUCAUGCGCCUUGUAUUGGAAGCAGCCAAUUACGUCACACACCAUCCAAAAUGGCAGCGCCGCGUCCUUCACGAUGAACUCUAAAGUCUCUGUGAGUGGCGGCGCUGACACAGACAUCUGGCUGCUGGAAAACUUUUAACUCGAACCUGCCUUUUGUUAUGAUGAACAAGACCUCUUCACACUGGCAGAGUCAUUUUUAAGGUAUUUUUUAAAAAAGUUACCUCAUUCACCAGUGAAUCUCUGUCACCCGGGGGGUUAUUUGUCACCUCCUGUCCGCUACUUUGUUAGGUCUGGAUGAGUGAAAGCAGCAUGGCGGACGGCUCCAGUUUGAAUAGCUUUCACUAGCUCUAUUAGUGUCAAAUCAGUUGAAGGACUAGGCGUGCGCAAGUUGAAGCAUCUGGAGAGUAAUAAGAUGGAUCCUAUGUUUCUUCAUUACCUCCACUGCGUCUACUUCAUUCCAUGUCGACAAAGCGAGCAAAUGAGCAGCUGUUACGCCGUUCCUUCACAUGCGACAUCUUGUCCCAUUUGAUCAGUGUCACGUUGAUGUGAGCCUCUUUAGAGUUGUUGACAAUCACACUAGAGUUUCUGAGCAAAGCCAGCAUAAAUCAGUCGGGUUUGAUGGGCAGUGGACACAUGCUGGAUUCACACAUGUAUUUGCAAGCUUUCCUCGCACUUAGUCUGAUGAAUAGAAAUCAUGUGGUUUGAAGUUAUACCCAUCUCAAACAUGUAGAACUUUAAAGCAAAAGAGACAGAAGGUAAGUAAGUCUCCCCUACUCCCAAGUGGGAUUUUCUUUUAUCAGUAUUAGUGUUAUUAUGUUUUCAAAUAUAGUAAUACCUUUAGACGCAUUGUUAGUAAGUACUGUGAAACAUGCACUCCAGACACAAGGACAAUAUUUUUACUUAACUGAAUAUCAGAAAUAUUUAAUAGGCUUUUUAUAUCUUUUACUGUUGCAUUCUUAUUUAAUGUUUACAUGGUUUUCUUCCAUUUGUCACCUUUAAUAUUUAAACAUGUUUUUUGCUGGUUUGAUGGAAUACCUUUUGAUACAGAUGCCUGUUUUAUUAUGAAUUCCUUUCGGCGUCAGUAUGGUGAAACAACGAGGGUGCUGCUAUUAUCUAUUACCUUUCCUGGAACCUUUCUAAUGCUGUUUGUGUAACACUUGACAAUAAAUUUGGCUGAAAGGGAAUGAGCACAAGUUGCAUACAGGAUAAUGCAAUGCACAGGAGUAUUAUCAGCAAUGAGAAGAUCAUUUUCGUAUUUCUUGGACUCUCUGUGAGCUUGAUGUUUUAUUUAUCGGUGAAACCGUGUUGAACUGAGUCGGACCUUCUUGGUCAGGACUUUGCGCAACUUGUAGGCGAUUUCAUAUUCAAGAGCUGUGUAAUAUUUUGAAAUAAAUAAUUCUAAAAAAUG